AAAAUGCAGUGAAAUGAGAUCUGACCCUGUUUGACCCGAUGCAUUUACCCACAUUAUUCUAUGGCCAUGCCUAACAAAUACAUUUGAUUUCAUCUGGGGAAAUUAAAGUGCACUACUUAAAGAAAGCGAAUAUGGUGAAAGACUGUAAAGAUGGAGGUUCACAGGCCAUGGACUUUGAUUGUGUAAAUGUGCUCUUAAAGGUAAACUGGUUGAAAUCCUUUCUAGCUCUAAACAAACAGAGGUUUGUUUAGAAAAAUGGAUGCAUAGAUUUUGUUCUUAGAUGAGACUUCCUGUCACUUAUCUGCCUUUAACCAGCAGGUUUUGUUGUGUUGGAAACUUAUGAACAUGAAUAAUUUUACUCCUCUCCAAACUCCAUCUGGAGCAACAGAGACGAGCUGCAGGAAUGAUUCUGUUCGGAUCGAAGGAUGGAAAAAGGUUCCUGUCCAUUAGACAUUUUCUAAACGAUAAUGGAGAUUGGUUGAGGAACUUUGCUUCUAAUCUGGACCGCCCGCACUCAGUUUAACAGUGAUGACCUCUGACCCCCUGCAGUCAAACAUCUGGUUCAGAGGUCAAUAAGUGGAGAACUGCUGACCUUAAAUAUCCUCUGGGUCCUAAAGAAGUUCAAUUUAAAAUCCUCAGUUACGUUUUUCCAUCCAGCGAACUUUCACCACAAAGAUUCAACUUUGACCCCAACAACUGGACUUUUUGAAGCAACAGACCAACUGGAACAUUUUGGGGAAACUUUCAGCUGAACUCUUCCUCCUUCACCUCUUGAAAAAAAUAUUUGGACCAAAAGAACCGACCCGGUACUGAACCAGAACCACCUGCUGAUCCUGCAAAUGUGGAAAUGGGAAAACUUUAAAACCCUCCAGAGCCUUAAACCUGAUGGAGAACAAGCAUCUGGAUCUAUUUCAGAGCCAGUUCUUCUGUCUUUUUGUUUGUUUUUCUUUCCUCUGUUUAAUUGAAUUUAUUUAUAUUUGUAACUAUUUGUUCUUAUUCUUUCAGCCUGGAAGAUUUGACUUGUUCUUGUACAUAAACGCCACAUGAUUCUGUCCAAAAUGUUUCAUGAAAACACAAACAGUAGAUGAUGGAGGGGUUCUCCAGGUUCUGGUCCAGGUUCUGGUCCAGGUUCUGGUCCAGGUUCUGGUCCAGGUUCUGGUCCAGGUUCUGGUCCAGGUUUGGUCCAAACCAGAACCAAUCAGAAAUGUCUGCUCCAUGUUUUCACACAGAAUAAAUCUGUGGAUCAUCUGGAUCCAGGAGACUGACCUCUGACCUCUGGAGGACAUGAGCAGCUCGGCUCAGAGGAAGCAGCGGCCCGCUGGAAGCUCUUUGGUCUCCAGAACCAGAACCAAGACCGGCAGAGCGGCCAGCAGUCGGACCCGCAGGGCAGCCGGCGCCGGAGACCCCGCCCCCCCCACGGAGCCCAUCGACGUGAUGGACGGCGCCGAGGACGGUGUGGAGGAGGUGGUGGACCUCACCUGCGAGGGAUCAGAGUCCGCUGUGGUCGACCUGACGACCAACAACGAGUCUGUGCUGCUGGUGGAUGAAGGGCCUCCAGGUGAGAGCUAUGUUCUCAGCAGUGAUGAAGAUGAAGAUGCGCCCACUGUCAUUCAAGCUGCCAUCAGCUCUACUGCACACACAUCCAGGUUGACUCCAGGUCUCAUCAGCUGUCCCAUCUGUCUGGACUUGUACUCCGAGAUUGUAGAGAGCGGGCGAUUGGUCGUUUCCACUAAGUGUGGCCACGUGUUCUGCAGCCAGUGUCUGAGGGACGCUCUGACAUCAUCACACACCUGCCCCACCUGCAGAAAGCGGCUCACCUCACGCCAGUACCACCCUCUUUACAUCUGACACCUGGUGACAUCAUCCGCGGACUGAGCUGCUAUUGGCUGUCCUCAGUGACGCCAUCAUCAACAUUAAUCAGCUGCGGUUAGGUUUAAAUAUGGCGGAUUGAAUGAUGAUUUCCUAUUAAAUAAAUAUUAUGGAGUAACAACGGCUGCUUGAGUGAUUGGUCAGAUCACAUCAGGUCCCGCCCAUCAGCUUUCCAUUGGUUUGGUUUCUAAAAUUCAUUCUUAUAAAAUAAGCAGUACCGCAGACUGUCCAGCAGGGGGCGUGGUGUGCUCCGGUGAGUCCUGCUGCUGAUGUUUGAAGGUUCUGGUUCUGGUUCAGUCAUUUUAUCUGUAAUUUUAACUUUUAUCUGUCAGCUUUUUGAAUAAAAUUUGUUCUCAAAUUAUUUAAUUUCCUCCAAAGUUUAUUUUUACUUGCUAUUUGGACCCUGGGAGCAGCAGAACCAAUCAGCUCCAUAAAUCUGGAAUUACCUCGUCACAACAGAACCAGUCUGAUGGAAACGACUGUUCUGUUCAGAAAAAGUUUCUACCUGCCUCCCUAAACAUUUCUGAAGGCGUUCCUCAGGGUUCAGUCGUUGGGCCUCUGCUGUUUAAUCAUUUAUAUGAUUAUCAUUUCUAUGCUGACGACGCCGUUCUGUCUGCAUUCAACGCGACUUUAUUUCAAUUCUAAAGUCACUCAGGUGUUAAAUCAGAACUAUGUUUACUCUGCGGUACAGAAAUCAAAAUUGAAGCUUUUUUUUAGAAUCAAAUCCAGUUUAUCUUUCAAAGCAAAAUAAAAUCUCUUGGUUAUUGCUGAUCAGCUGAAGGUUGACGACCUGAAAACUUGUUCCGGAUCAGAUCUGGAUCUUCAGUUUUCCUGCUGAGUCAUGAUCCAUCCCGUGACGCUGACUCAUCACCUCACCACUUCCUGCUUUGGGAGAUAAAACUUUAUUAACAUUGAGAAACAAACAGCAAACCAGAAGCUUCUGGAUCCUCCACAGAACCCUGAGCCAGAAUGUGGUUCUGGUCGGACCGGUUCUGUUCUGUGGUGACGGUGGAUCACCUGAACGAUUCCUAAAAUAAACACAAACAUACGACAAAGAUGACUGAAGUCACUGACAUGUUUGAUUUUAUUGUUUUAUUUCUGAUCUGUUUGCUUCAUUGUUUUGCUUAUAACACGGAUUUUGCCAAAACAUUCAUGACAAUAAAUAAAUGAAAACAUGUCGGUUUGGGAGUAUAUUAUAUUUCUGCUGUAACUUCAUUUAAUACGUCAAUGUUUUCCAUUAAAUCUCUUUUUUUGUCUU
Poeciliopsis prolifica (blackstripe livebearer) is the source of this 3127-nucleotide messenger RNA. It is a transcript of the gene rnf4, whose product is annotated as ring finger protein 4. The record is from RefSeq and is a predicted model, not a curated record. Gene Ontology annotation, molecular function: zinc ion binding; transcription factor binding. Gene Ontology annotation, biological process: positive regulation of transcription by RNA polymerase II. Lineage: Eukaryota; Metazoa; Chordata; Actinopteri; Cyprinodontiformes; Poeciliidae.